AUGUGCCAUUGCUUAGCAAUGAGUGUUUCUGGAAAGAGAAUCAUCGGAAUGCCUACUCUGCUGCUCUAUGAGGCUGAAGGCUGCACCGCUCUCAUUCAGACGCGUGAUGGCUCUAUUUAUCGUGGUAUCAUCAUGGAGGUGCAGGACAACUGGAACUUAAAUAUGAAAAACGUGACCAUGAAGACAAAGUACUCAAAUGAAAUCAUUCCUUUCGAAAUGUUGUUUAUUCGAGGAGCCCAGAUCUCGUUCAUCGUUCUCCCCGAAAUGUUUAAACACUCGCCCAUGUUCCAGAGAGUCAUCGAUUUCAAGAACGACAGACCCUGCUAUUCGAAACGCGGCUCGUCGCUGUACUUUCUUGAUAUGCUCGCUUAUUCGUAG
This is a messenger RNA of Blastocystis hominis, 378 nucleotides long. RefSeq lists its product as hypothetical. The coding region runs from base 1 to 378 and encodes 125 amino acids. Gene Ontology annotation, cellular component: U12-type spliceosomal complex; pICln-Sm protein complex; catalytic step 2 spliceosome. NCBI's taxonomy places the organism in Eukaryota, Bigyra, Opalinata, Blastocystidae. Gene Ontology annotation, molecular function: RNA binding. Gene Ontology annotation, biological process: spliceosomal snRNP assembly; RNA processing. The transcript has 4 exons. The record is from RefSeq and is a predicted model, not a curated record.